AUGGCUCGCACCAAGCAGACGGCGCGGAAGUCGACGGGCGGCAAGGCGCCGCGCAAGCAGUUGGCCACCAAGGUGGCUCGUAAGAGCGCCCCGGCCACGGGCGGCGUGAAGAAGCCACACCGCUACCGGCCCGGCACGGUGGCGCUGCGUGAGAUCCGCCGCUACCAGAAGUCCACAGAGCUGCUGAUCCGCAAGCUGCCCUUCCAGAGGCUGGUGCGGGAGAUCGCGCAGGACUUUAAGACCGACCUGCGCUUCCAGAGCUCGGCCGUGAUGGCGCUGCAGGAGGCGUGUGAGGCGUACCUCGUGGCGCUCUUCGAGGACACCAACCUGUGCGCCAUCCACGCUAAGCGCGUCACCAUCAUGCCGAAGGACGUCCAGCUGGCACGCCGCAUCCGCGGGGAGCGGGCUUAGGCCUCAGGCCUCU
Lemur catta (Ring-tailed lemur) is the source of this 424-nucleotide messenger RNA. RefSeq names its product histone H3.1 (gene H3-4). Gene Ontology annotation, cellular component: nucleosome. The record is from RefSeq and is a predicted model, not a curated record. The transcript has a single exon. Bases 1 to 411 code for a protein of 136 amino acids. Gene Ontology annotation, molecular function: DNA binding; protein heterodimerization activity; structural constituent of chromatin. NCBI's taxonomy places the organism in Eukaryota, Metazoa, Chordata, Mammalia, Primates, Lemuridae.